Molecule: messenger RNA, 10758 nt
Organism: Phasianus colchicus (ring-necked pheasant)
Lineage: Eukaryota; Metazoa; Chordata; Aves; Galliformes; Phasianidae
Source: RefSeq, a predicted model, not a curated record
UAAAGAUAUAAAAGAAAUGAGAGAAUCUAAACAAGUUCCAGCAUUAGGAUUUGAUGCAACAAUGACUAAUCCCUUAAAAGAACACAGAGGAAAGCAGUAAACCUGUCCAAUUACUCUCCUGCUAGAAAUGGUGACAAGAAGGCUGGAAAACCACCCAGAUAAACACAGCAAUUGUGUUGACUUAGAGGCCUUGAAAUGAGAGUGGGUGUCAAACUCAGUUGUAACACAUAAUCACACCGUGGAAAUGUGUGCAGAGCUAUCAUGCAGUACAGCAUUGUGACAGCUUAUCAACAAGCAAGGGAAGCUGCAAAUAACACAAAAGGAGGUAUAUUCUUCUAUAAUGGACAUCCAGUGAGACAGGUGGAUGUUGUUGGGAUGGUGGUUCAGACUAAAGAGCGAGAAGCCUUUCACAGUUAUGGAGUGGAUGAUAGUACUGGGGUUAUAAAUUGUAUCUGCUGGAAAAAUCCCAUGGUAGCAGAAAGAUCUUUAUCAGACUGCCCAAGCACCCCCACCAGUCUUAAAGUGCUUGAACAGAUGAAGAAAUUCCAGGAAAUGGUGAACCAGAAAACCAAGCUGGAGAUUGGAGAUGUCAUCAGGGUCAGAGGUUAUGUCCGGACGUUCAGGCAGCAAAGAGAAAUUCAGUCUUCAUGUUUUUAUAAGGUGGAUGAUCCUGUGUGUGAUGUUCAGAUUUCAAGAAUGUUGGAGCUCCCCUGCCUGUAUAGAGAAGUUUAUGAUAAACCUUUCCAAAGCCCAGGGGCGGGACAAAGUGGCCCAGAAGGUUUGGAUUUCUUAGUCCAAACACUGCAUGAGAAAGUGAGAGACUUCCUACUAGAAAACAAAAUUCAGACCUUUUACCAGCAGGAGUUGGAAACAAUUCAUUCUCUGGUAUCUCUAGCUGAUGGGCCUAAAUCUAGUCCCAGCUGUCAGGUGAAUUCAGGAAGCGAAUCCAGCUCCAAGAGGAUUCACAGUGUCUUCAAAGAAGCAAUAAAGAAACUACAAGAAAAAGGAGUGGUUUUCCAAAAACCCAGUACCUCCAAGGACUUGUACUACCAUGUGACCGACCACGAUAAGGAGCUGCUUAAAGUGACCCUUGAUGUGAUUAAAGAAGACUGUCAAAAACCCAGGCAUGCUGAAAAAGGCUGCCAUUUUCUUCAUGUCCUGAGUUGUGUUCGGCAGAGUUACAAUCCCAAUCUGACUGAAGUGGUGAUGCAACGUGUUUUGGAACUGCUGGAGAGCAACAGCGAUAUUGUCAGCACUAUGGAAGGAUAUUACAUGGCAUUUUAAAGAGGGAAGAUAAGAUGCAUUAGUUCUUGUCCAGUCAGGGUAAAGUAAAAAGAAUAAGGAAUGUCUGAAACAGAACUCUGGCACUUAAAAGCUAUUACCUACUGGGGGCAGUUUCUGUAACUGCUAGUUUUGUCCAGCUUCUGAGAAGUUGUCCCAGUAUUUGUUUUAAUAUUCUUCUUGACUGGGGAAUGUUGUAUCUAACUAAUUCUGGACACCCUUCUAUAGCAGGGGAGCUGGAAGAGACCACAGGCUUUCUGCCUGCAUGUGCUUCCCUGAUUAGCAGUGAGACGUUACGUGGCCUUUCUCACAUCUACAUCCAGUGACCCCUAAAGAGAAGUUACUGCUAAAGAGUACUGUUUGCAGCAGUGGUCACAUCAGGACUCAUCCUUCUGACUUAAAGGCUGAUGUUGUGAUUCUUCCUUACAGUGGUAGCUGUUCUUUUUAUAUAUGCUUUACAGUAGGAAAAGCACAUGUAAGCAAACAAUCUAAAGGUUACCUGUUCUUCCUGGUAAUGUUGGCACACCCAUGUGUGUAUAUAUAUAUGUGUGUAUUCCUGAAUGUGCAUAGCUUUGUCACUACUAAAACAGACCCCACCUUCCUCUGAAAAGUAGUUUUCAGGAAUGAGGAACUGCACCCCUUCCCCAUUCUGCAGCAUCCCCCACUGCUUGUAAAGCUUGUCUGGAUUCCCCUGGCUACCAUGUGCACUACUGAUGCAUGUUGUUUUGGAUUCUGUACAGACCAGAAGUUUCAAAAUCAACUAAUGUCUUUGUUUAUUUUUAAAUUGCUUUGUAUAUCACAAAAUAUAAGCAAAAAAUUAGGUGUUUUGGAACAGAAAGUAUGAAAACAAGCAAGACUCACUGUGAUCUCCAUGCUUCCCGUUGCCUUUUGUCUUCUUGUCACUUUCAGGAAAAAUGCUAUCCAUAUCCUUGCUUGUAGCAGAACAAAAGACAUGAAUGAAGUAACAUUGGCCUGAAAAAGGUUACCAUGCAAGACAUUUGACCUGGAAUAAUCAGAACUCUGUUAUGUGCCACUGUUCAAAACCUGGAGCUGUUCAGCAUCUGUGCUUGGAGGGCUUCCUGCUGCAGGGGAUCAUCUAAGUAAUCUGUUUAAUAGUGUGGAGGCGAUACCAUUAUUAAUUUGAGAAGAGUAGGAAGGGAAGAAUAUAUUUCUUCUUUCUGCUCAGCACCUUCCCUGUAACAGUUGAAACAGCAGGCUUCCAGGAAGCAGAUGUAGUCGUGCAGCCCUAUAAGGAUUGACAUAGCAGGGAAAAAUAAACCGAAUGCAUGAGGAAAGCCAGUGAGUAGCCUCGUGUGCCAGGUUUCUGCUUUGUUUUUAUAUUAUAUGCCUCAUUCCAAGCCAUGACUUCAGUGAGACUAAGAGAAAGAAGUGAUGAAAUAUUUGGCAUUUGCAUUCAGAGACCUGUGGAAAACCCCAGCUUUGUAGAGAUGGUAUAUGUGUUCAUAGUGGAAAACUGUGAGUUACUUCACUGUCAUUUCCCUACUUGCUGCAGAGCUUAAUAGCUGGUUUCCCAGCAAGCUGCCACUACUCCUAGUGUUAACUGCUGUACUUAGAGAUAGGUAUCUUCUAGUUAGAUCUCAAUAUGGGCCGAAUGUAUUUCUAUAUAUGAAGUCUGCCUAAAACUCCUGACCUCCUAUUUUCUAAGCAUCAUAGACUGAUGCAGACAAGAAGUGUGCAGACAACUGUCCUGCCCCAUUGUGAUUUAAAAGCACGGAUAACUGUGAAGCCUUAGAGAUGAGGAGUGAGGAGCUUUUCUCAGGAAAGACAGAUCAGUCACUCUGGAAAGAACCUUUCCUUUGAAAUUUUUAAGCUGGUCCUUGCUGGCAAUACUCAACUCUUGGAAGGAUGUAUUCUGUUGGAAAUUGUUCCUCAAGAACUGGAAGAAGGGAUUUUUCUCACUUGGAUUAGGGGAAUAAUAUGAAUGAACACGAGGGAGCCUACUGUUUUUUACAAGACUGAAAAGGUCAAGGUAAAAAUUAACAGAAUGGCCUAGUUUCAAGUUAUGCAGAUUGUAAUUACGAACAACAGUGUGGAAUACUUACGCAUUAAUCUUGUGUGCCUUAUUUUUUCCUCAGUAGCCACCCAGCACAGACGAAAACUUACUCUGAUUGAGUACGUUCCCCCUCCUGCACUUAGAGGGAAUGCCAUAUGCAUAUGCCUGCACAGAAGUACCCCAGCUAGCUGUGGGAGCACAGAGCUCACAUUAGGCUGAUUUACCUGUUUACUCAGCAUCUCUACAGUAUGCUUCUGUGACAGCAGUCUAGACAUACCCAUACUGGUAUAAGUCACCUUUAUGUAAGUCGAACUACACACACUAGGGCUUUUACUGCUAAUAAACUGUCUCUCUGUUUACAGAUCAUAUCCUUAACCAAAGUCAUAUCAUGCACACUGUUAAAAAAAAUUCUUAGAUUUAGACCACACCUACAAAAUAUUGUGUGGAACGUUCAGUGAAAGCACACUUUCUCUUUUUGUUUAAUUUGAAAACUCUUCAGGCAAUGCAGCCAUUACUAGUUUAUUAAAGGACUUUGAAGGUGGCACUUUAAGGUAAAACUGACAAGUGAGAAUUCAUGUUGGAUUGCUUCGUGGCCAGUUCUAGUUUCCAUAGAAACAGUUAUGGCAGUAAAAGGCAGGUAAGUAAAAUGGAGGUUUUAAAAGCAGUCAGCAUUUUUACAUUACCUUAAAAAUGUGUGUUUCCAUAGAAAUGGAAUACCUUAGAGUAAAAAUUACCAUAGAAUCUCAAUAUUUAAUAUCUCAAUAUUCUGGCAAAAUGCAAGCUGACUUUUCAGGAAAGGAGACAAAGGACAGAAUAACCCUGCUUUCAGUUCCUCAGAUCUGCUGAGAUGAGAGGAAAAACAGUUAAUUCCAUGCCUCAGUUUCCUCUUUGUAAAUUGUGAAUAAUAUGGUUUCCUAUGUUGUAGGACACAAGCCCUAUUUUUUGAUAACACCAAUCAUUAAAAACUCUUGAGAUCUGCAGGUGAGAAAUGUUAGAGAACUCUGUGGCUGAGUGGUAAUGUAUGAAUGAAUGCAUAGAGGCUGGAGCAGGAUUUAGCUCUAAUCCUACCUCUGCUUUUACUAUCAGCUUUAUCUUUCUCUGACUCAUGCAUGUUGCUUUGCCUGUCAUGUCUUUUUGAUCUUCGUAUCCUAUAAGGCAAUUAUGGUAUCUUGAUUCAUAUUUGUAUAAAAUGCUUUUGCUGGAAUCCUGUUCCCUUGUUAAGUCAUUAGGGAUCCUCUACUACAAAUGAUGGAUUCCUGAAGGUAGAAAUCCAGACACAUGAUUUCUGAACUUUCUUAUUAUCAAUUCUGUGGAAGUAUGUUUGUACCCAUGAGGACAUGUAUGCAAACUACCUGAGAACUGAAGUUUUUCUUCUUAAGUAAUAAAUUAAAAUUAUUUGCUAUUUGACUUGCUAAACUGAGCUGUUACUUUUGUGGAUCUGUCUAUAAUUGCUUAUUUCAGCAGUGAAUGCUGUACACAGAAGUUCCUAAUUCAUUAUUCAGAGUGAGAGUUCAUAAAUGAGCAGCCAGUAAGUCAUGGAGCUGUGUGGAGAAUGAGACAAAGUACUGAAAAUCUGCUUGUCAAAUAAAGGCUAUUUGCUUUACUUUGAGAGUAAGCUCAUCCUGGGAUUACUGGGGAAAGGAUGUCCCUAGUAAAGAUUGUAUUUUAUACUUCUAAAUGAAAAGGGAGAAAGUUCAGACACCACAGGCAACCUGAAUUUUGAAACUUCCUUUUUCAGUGUAGCACUGUGUUACCUAUUGCUCUUUCAGCAUAGUCUCCAUCUCUCCUGUUCCAACUCUGCAGACAGAGUUGUUUGCAGUGAGCAAACAAAAGUUCAGCUGCAGGAGAUAAAAGAGUAGUUAUAAUAAUUAGUUACCAUCUUCUAGGAGGAGCCCUGGUUUUACAGAAAUGUUGUUGCGGAUGUUGGUUGGCAGCAGGAAAAUGUUGAGUCAGGAAUCUUGGGUUUAAUUCCCAGCAAUGUGCCCUCUCAGGCACGGAGGGUUUCUCCCUAAUUUCUUCCAACUCUUUCUGUUCUCUUCUCUAAUUGUCACAUCUCAGGCCUUUCAUUUCAUUUGUAGUCUCAUCAUUCAUCUCUAUACCAUGGAUUGUGGUCAAACCCUAUUCCUCCCCAUUCUGUUCCCUUUAUCUUUCCUAACUCAGAUAUCCUUGUCUGCUGCUGGCAACUGAAAUUAUCAGCAUAAUCCUUCCAACUAACCAACUUGAUGUUGUUCACAGCCCAUUCAGUUUCCAGCAGGCUGUGCUUUGCUGCUUGUCCAGGUACCAGAAGAGGCAGGCAUCAUUUCCUUCAGCCUUGAUCUUUUACCAUGUAGACUGCAGCAGGAACAAACUGCAAUUCCAGGAAAACCCUGAAGGUUUCUAGGUGUGAGCUUUUGCUCUUGUCCAAGUAUGAAAUAAAUAGAGUUAAAUAUUAAAACACCUGUAUCUUGCCCAAACUGCAGUAAGUACAAGUUGUUCUUCCAGAUGGCAGAAGUCAUCUGCCUCCCCCUGUCACUUUCAAGCCCUUCUGCAGAUUUUAUCACAUAGGUAUUCUGUCAAGUUGAUGUAGACUUUUAGUUUGUGCAUCUACUAGGUAAUGUCCCUUCUUUUAGACUGAUUUUUUUUAAAAUGAGAAACUGUCAUUAUACUCUGUGUUUGAUGUAAUUAUGCUGUCUGAGCAUUUGUCAGAUCUGUCACACUGUCCCAAGUGAUUCUGUACUCUGUUGGCUAGUUAACAGGGGCGAAGGACCUGAAGAUCUUAUAGUCUUGCACAUUAUUAGAAAGUGGAUGCACUGAUAGAAUAGGGAAGCCCAAGUGAGUGCCAGCAGUAAGGGGAAGGAAGAAAUUGUCAUACAACAAGAAAGAAAUCACACACAAGAUGAUCACAAGGAAAAAAUUUUGUUACUUCUGCAGUGAGAACUACUUGUUUACUUGUUCUGCAGUGCUCUUUAUAGAACUGAAUGGACUGUUUUUUCCUGAAGUUUGCUGCCAGAGGUCUCCCCAGCGCAGAUGAGUGUGAUGGGAAACUGCAGCAUCUUUAUCAAGCUAGAACUGGACCUGUCUGCCAGCUUAGCCUGGGAUGAGCAAGCUGUGAGUGUGUGAGCAUGUAUGGGCCCAAACAUCUGCUUGCCUUUCUUGACAACUGGAGGAAUAGCUGCAGCUAAACUACUGCUUUGAUAGGAAGAUAAGGCUGAAGCCAGUAUUGAGAUGUCCUCUUGAGAACAGUGAGGGAAACUGAAGUGAGGGACAGCAUCUGGGAAUUAGCCUGGAGAAUCCCAAUCUAAACCUGUGAUCAGUUUGAUAAACUUCAGCUGCCACAAAUGUAAGCCUGAUGUUUAUACAAUACAUAAGAAAAGUGUGGUUUGGGCUUGUUUUAUUUUAUGUUUUUAAACUAUGUCAUCAGAUAGCUACAAAACCUUCAUAACAAUGGAAAAGUACAAGGUGUACAUGGAUGAAAAACAGUCUGCAAUGUGCUGCUACUACCCUAAACAGAGCGUGAGAUGCACCUACUGCUGUUUCAAGUCUUUAAUCCCCAACUCUGGUAAGAGAGGACUGAAAAAUAAUGUUAUCCAUGAAAAGGUUAAAUUCUGAGAUAGCUGUCUCAAGGAAAGGAUAAUCUCUAAUUUAAGUAAAGAGAGUAAAGCAACUCUUUUACAGUGCAACUGAAAGCUGUUACACCAUAGGGAAAGCACAUACACUGCUAGCAGGGAGAAUGAUUAUUUAAGUUUUCCCAUUGUAGGAGGCUGCACUUGGGUUGAUAAACCAGCAUACUGGUGAGGAGGCUGAGAGGCAAAGGGGCACAUUAGUGAUCUUGUGGGGCUGCUCUGUGGGACUGCAGCUGGUUUCUUCAGCUCCUUUCUCUUUCUACUACAUUAGCUGAGCCUAUUUAUCCCAAGAGUGAAUUUCAUUUGAAAAGCAGUAAUCUCCCAAGAAGAUGAGAUGUGAUUUGCUUUUAAAAAAUAGGGGGAAAAAAAAGGAUUGUAUUAUGCUUUGUGUUUCAGAGUUUAAGAUCUGAAUGCCAGACAGGCUCUAUUAUUCUUGUCACUUAUAUCAAAAGGUAUGUGUUAAAACCUGAAGUGGAAGAACUGCAUCAAAAGCAGCCUGAAGGUUUUCUGAGUAUAGAAGUUGAGAUGGGGGUGUAACAAAGCCUCUGUGUUGUGCUGUUGCACAUCAGAGCCAAGAAAACCCUAAGGGGCACAUCUCUAGUACCAUGUCUAGCAGAUUAUGCAUGUAACUGUAGUUGCCAGUAACGAGUUGUGUGGCUAAUUUGUCAUGCACAGCACUGAAACACUCCCCACAGGCGGCUGAACUCAUGAGGCACUUUGCUUCACCCAAAGGUGAUGAGCACCAUUAGGGCUCCUCAUAGUAAAUGGGACAAGAAAAUGUCAGUGUGUUUCAAGGGCAGACCUUGGCAAAUACAAAAUCAGAAGAGGGAAGGAAACGUUUUUAAACAGCAACUCAAGCCACUCAAAAGGGGUCGUUAUGCUGUAGUAUGCUGGUUGAUAUUUACGGAGGUUUACAUAUCUUUAGUAAUAUGCCAUGAAUUAAUAAGAGGCAUUACAAAUGGCUUUAAUGAAGCACAGAAAAAUCAGGUCCUUGUUUUAUUUUCUUGCUGACUUUAUGAUUCAAGUGUUUUCAAUUUAUAACUCAAAUGCUUAUUUGCAAAAAUUAGCCAGCAUGACAAAGUCCUCUUGCAAUAUGAAAAUACGAGUUGUGCUCCAGCUCUGAGACCAUCACAUGUGCAUUCUGUCACACCAGCUUUUGUGGAAUUAGAAUAAAAUUGAGGUUGCUGGACUGAAGCUGUACUGCAUCUGAGAGGCUAAUGUGGUUACCUGUUUGGUCCAAAAAAUAGAAAAAGAAAAAAAGAAGCUUUUCAAAUUGCUCUUCAGAAGUCCGAAUCCCUCAAACUGCUCCUCAGGUGGAUUUUCCUGGACCACAAGUCUGUAAAGGUGAACAAUUAAAUCAGCUGUUGAUAUUCAUUUACAUAUUAAACUUAUUGUUAAUAGUAGUGAUAUUCUUUGUCAUGACAGGAAUUUGGUAACAGAGAUUUAAAGAAAUAUGAAUACUUGGAAACUUAAGAUUAGAUCUUCUAGAGUUUGUAACUUUCCUAUGAAACUGCAGUGCCUUGGUCUGUUUUCAUGGUCCCUCUCAUACAGGCUCUUCAAUGUGCAAAGCCCAAGGAGCCUGCUGUGCUUUGCCCUUCUUGCUGCUUUCCUUUCCUUGAGUCCCAGGGGCAGCCCAAGCCUGCCUCUCCAGGACAAGAGUUGGGCAGGUGCUGUCAGCUCCCUUUUCCCAGCUGCUGCUGAAGAGAGGAGCAGAUUUUCUCAAGCCCACAGCAUAAUAAGUGGUUUUGGUUAUUUUCUGCCAGUCUUGCAAUGGUGUGGGAUCAGACUCCCACUAGACUGGGCAUUGUACAUAUUUUAAAAGAACAAUCCAUGCCCCUAGCAACAUAUAUUUUUUCCUAUGGAAAUGGAUGGCUGCAGCAGACAAACAAGGAGAACAGAAGGUGACAAUGAGAGUAAAAGCUGCAGAUGGAGAAGACGAGGAGGUUGUACACACACAAGGGCUGGGCAGGCUUUGCAGCUGGAGAAGAUUGUCUGGAGCAGUGAACAAUUAAGCUGCCUUGAGCAGAAGGAAAGUGAACAGUGAACCAGAUGCUGUGAAAGUACAGGGUUGUCACCAAGGGAGCACAAACCUCCAAGUGCCAUUAAGGUUUGACUGAAAAUAGCAGCUCCUUGCAAAAGUAGAUGAGGAGUACCCGUAAGGAGAUGCCAGUUAGUAAGAAUGUCAGGAAGGACAGGGCAAAGUGUUUGGAGAAUUAUGUAUGUUUUCUUUUUCCCUCACAAUGAAAUGUUUUGAAAGCUGAUUUAAAACAAACCCUGAGUGUUUUAAACGAUGUGGGGAACCCUUUAUUCUUUUCUGGACAGAGUGAUAGAAGAGGAUGGAAUGUGUAAUGUAUAUUGAUAAUGGCUCACAGGAAAGAGGUAUCCAAGACCCCAAAGACCAGCCAUGCUGAGCAUAUUUUUAUCAAUGGGUUAUUUGAAUAUUUACAUUUGCAGGGAAGAAUUUUCUUUGUUUGCUUUGCACACCAGGGACUUCUUGGCCAGUCUAAACAGUAAGGGUUUCUAAUAUAAAUAAUUUCUCUACUGCCUUGUGUCAUGCAAGCAGAUUAAGGUGGGAUGUCCUUCCAAGAAGAGCAGGGAGUGCACUGAAGGAAAAAAGUGAUGGCAGAGGUGAGAACAUCUCCCCUCUACCAGCUACCUGUUUACCAGAAGGCAAUCUCGCAUUAGCACACAUCUCAGGAUGGGAUGCCAGGACAUGAGCAUUUUCUAUCAGCUCUAGUUUUGGUGAACUGUGUGUGGCAGGAGAAGGGUCAGAGCAUCUCCCACCAUGUACUGGAAGGACAAUGUUAUGCAGCAGGUAGUUAUGCUAUGGCGUUGCUUCCAUUUUUCUUCUUUUCAACUUCUUAAACUGCUAGUGGCAUCUAGCUACCAACUUCUCACUCUCAGACAUCAGUCUUCAAGCUCAGCUGUUGGUGGCUUUGUAAUUUCAGUGCAUGCUUUACAAUGGCUAAGAGAGCUAAUAACACAGCUGUAGUGAAAAUGCUGAAUCACGAAGCAGUGAUUGAGCACCUGGUGGGAGGGCAGGGCCAACCCAGGGGAGCACAGGUGCAAGCAACAGGUGCAAGCAAUGAUCCUGGGUGACUGGAAGGGGUGGAGCCAGGAUCCGACCCUUCCCUGACCUUAUUUAAGGGUUGGCAGUUGAAAACGAGAGAAUCUCUCUGGAGAUCCCUGCAUACCUGUGGUCUUCUAAAGGUAAGUAGAUUCUUUCCUUUGUUUCUGUGUCUAUAGCUGUUGUGUUUGAGCGUAUCCUCACUUGCUGCUGCUUAGGACCUAGCUGCUGAGCUCUCAUUGCUGUGCUUUCUGCUGCAUUACAGCAGCACAGAAGCUGUGAUUCAGAAAAUGUGCUUAUAGUGUGUAUGGUGAAACCCCACUGAGGGUGACCCUUCUUUUGUUGUAAAAGGCAACAUCCUUUUGCCAGGAGCCGGGACCUUUCUACGCUGCUAGGCUUGUAGGUCUGUAGCUGUCAGCAGCGCUGUGGGAGCUUACUGGGGAAUCUGCUUGUGCUGCUGUUGAGGAGGCUUCGUUUGGUGGAGAAUACAGAGAUCUUGGUGAACUCAGUUAGUUUGGCAAAUAUCGAUUCAUGAAGUGAGCUGCUGGCUGGGAGAUCACACCCCAGUUCCCUUUUCAGUGCUAAGCGCCUCCAGAAUAAUCACAUGGAAAGUAAUGAUGAUUCGUGAAGCACGUGAAACUUCUGGGGCUAGCUCUCCAUGUAGCAUGACGAGGGAAAGAUGAAGCUCCUUUUGCACGUGUGUGGGAAGAGCUGAAGUAGGUCUAUCGCUAAAAGCCCUCCCCGGCAGAUAGUAGCAUUCCUCCAAGUCCGAUCCCUCAGCAGCCCGGGCGGAG